This is a messenger RNA of Camellia sinensis, 393 nucleotides long. The record is from RefSeq and is a predicted model, not a curated record. NCBI's taxonomy places the organism in Eukaryota, Viridiplantae, Streptophyta, Magnoliopsida, Ericales, Theaceae.
AUGGCUUUCUCGAGCGCAGUAGUGUUGGUGUUGAUGUUCGCUAUGGUUGCCGGAUCUGUCUUCGCACAGGCUCCAGGAUCAUCACUGGUGAAGUCUCCGGUAGCAUCGCCUCUGAAGACGGUGGCGACUCCUUCUCCAACUCCGUCUCCCUCAAUGAAGGCACCGACCACCGCUCCUACUUCCGCCCCUACCACCGCACCACCGACCUCUACUCCAGUUGCUCCUCGCACCGCUCCUGCCUCCGCUCCCUCCGGCGGCGCCGUUCCUCCAUCCACGAUCUCAGCUCCCGGCCAGUCUCCUUCCUCCACUCCUUCUAGCACUGGCGCUUCGAACAGAGUCACUGUUGCUGGAUCCGCUGUGGUGGUUCUCUUCGCAGCUGCUUUGUUGAUUUAG